Ramularia collo-cygni is the source of this 645-nucleotide messenger RNA. RefSeq lists its product as uncharacterized. Lineage: Eukaryota; Fungi; Ascomycota; Dothideomycetes; Mycosphaerellales; Mycosphaerellaceae. The record is from RefSeq and is a predicted model, not a curated record. Bases 1 to 645 code for a protein of 214 amino acids. The transcript has a single exon.
AUGCGCUACGACACGACGCAGUCUUCCCGGAGCACUGCAACCCUGGCUCGAAUCGAGCGAUCAUUCACCGACGAAGAGAGAGCACUUGGCGUGCUUUGGAUCUUCGCGGAGGCAGCUGCACGCAAGCAGCAGCGAGCUGCUUUACGAGUGUGGAUGGAUCUGUCCGCCGACGACUCUCCGCCCGCCGUCUCCGCCACAACGGCACCGCUGGCUGCGGCCGCCGCAGCAAUUCCCGCUGGACCAUCGGGAUCAAUUUCCCAAAAUCCCAUCAUGGGACUCCAAAUCUGCGACAGGUUUGGAAAAGUUUGCGAGAUUCUCACAAUUCUCGACGAAUUCAAGGGAUUCUCAGCCGAAAAUCCUCACAAUUCGAUCAAAAACCUUCAAAACACCUGCCAAGACCUCAAGAUCAAGCUCGAAUUCGUCCUGGAGUACAUCAGAUCGAUCCUCAUGCCCAAUGGAAGGAUCAAUGCUCUUCUUUUGACACYAUACCGCCUCAAAACGGCUGGUAUUCGGAGCCUGUUAUGGAAGAAAACGAUGUGGGAGAUGGAAAGCCUGAUGCAGAAAGACGACUUCUCGACGAAUUACUUGGGUCAGGCAUAUGAUGCCAUGACUGCGAUUGACAGUCUGAUGCCCGCAGGCUUGUAA